Molecule: messenger RNA, 1434 nt
Organism: Megalobrama amblycephala (Wuchang bream)
Lineage: Eukaryota; Metazoa; Chordata; Actinopteri; Cypriniformes; Xenocyprididae
Gene: vkorc1l1
Product: vitamin K epoxide reductase complex, subunit 1-like 1
Exons: 3
Coding region: 92-619 (175 amino acids)
Biological process (GO): vitamin K metabolic process; peptidyl-glutamic acid carboxylation
Molecular function (GO): vitamin-K-epoxide reductase (warfarin-sensitive) activity
Source: RefSeq, a predicted model, not a curated record
UGUGGUGACACGUCCCGACGCUUUUCCACGUCGCGCGCCCAACGGUUGAGGCAGGGGAGGCUGCGCGCGUUCGUGCAAAGGCCGGGAAAAAAUGGCGGCGCCCGUCUUGCGAGUGUCCACCCCUCGCUGGGAGCGGAUAGUCCGGCUGCUCGUGUGUCUCUCAGGAAUUCUGAUAUCCCUGUACGCAUUCCAUGUGGAGAGGGAAAAGACCCGCGACGCCAAUUACCGCGCCAUGUGCGACCUGAGCAGCUCCAUCAGCUGCUCUAAAGUCUUCACGUCCAGAUGGGGUCGAGGAUUUGGACUGUUAGGAACCAUUUUUGGGAACGACAGUGCAGUAAACCAGCCAAACAGUGUCUAUGGAAUUUUCUUUUAUGUCUUUCAGCUGUUACUAGGUUUGACGGCCAGUGCGAUGGCCGCUCUGAUUCUCAUGACCACCUCCAUCGCGUCAGUGAUGGGCUCCCUCUACCUGGGCUACAUCCUCUACUUCGUCCUUAAGGACUUCUGCUUCAUCUGCGUCACCACAUACCUACUGAACUUCAUCCUGUUUGUGCUCAACUACAAGCGACUGGUUUACUUGAACGAGGCCUGGAAGCAGCAGCUCCAAGCCAAGCGGGACUAGACACACAACAACAACAACAACAACAGCAAGUGUAGAAGGAUAACAAAUCAUCCAACACGUGGGGAAAAUGUGACCUCUGAAAAUUUGUGACUUGCCACCAGGAGACCUUGCUUCCAAACAAAUGUUCAUUCUGUUGUGUGUGUGUGUUAAAACGAAACAAAAAAUUAAACAAGGAAAAGAAAACGUGUAACUUUAGGGGCCACAGAUCACAGGUUUAUUGGAAGGAUUGGAAAACAGAAACACAAAUCUUUGUCCGUUUUGAUUUCUUGUUGGUUUUCAUUGUUCCCUGAGAUGAAAAUAAGGUUUGCGCUUUGAUCGAGAGAGAGAGAGAGAGAGAGAGAGAAAAAGAGAGCAGUCAGAAAGCACUUAGGAAACUUCCAGUCAGUACAAACGGAAGAAGGUGUCCUUUCCCUGAGGAAUAAAAUAAUGGAGAAAACAAUGUGAGAAAUUCUGUUUACUUGAAUCCACUGGGAAAGUCGGUGCUCUUUGGGAGCAGCUGAUUCCAGCGGGACUGAAUUUAAAGGUUUAUAAAGGGUAAACACGAACGAUCAUGAGGCUAAUGUACUGCUCGCAGAGAUGAUUCCACGACAAAUAAAGUGUAAUUUUUUAUGUUUACAGGGUUUUUUUUUAUUGUUUUGGAAGAGGACCACUCAUAAAACACGCAAGAAUGUGAGCUGUAUGUGUAGAUCAGAAUUGUCUGUGACUACUUUUUUAUUUGUUUGUUUCGCAGUUCUGUAAAUAGCUGCCGCAAAGCAAUAUUCCAGACUAGUUUGUGUUUUACCGUUAAAAACAUUAAAAAUUCCCAAUCCACGGCA